AUGCCGACGAAGAGAGGUUAUACAAGACGGAAUAGCAAACAUGCAUUGGCAAGAUAUGCUCGUCAAAAUGUGUCGCCACCACCUGCAUCAUCAUUAAAAUCGAAUACAACAUCAACAUUACGAACAACAACGUCAAAUCUAUCAACAUCUUCAAAACGUUCAUCUUUACCAUCACGACAGAAGAUAACGAAAAGAAUAAAAUUGGAUAUAACAUCAACAUCAGAAAAUUCAAAUUCAAAUGUACCUAUGAAUGGAUACACAAUCUUGCAAAAUCAAAUGUGA
Messenger RNA from Rotaria sordida, 282 nucleotides. Lineage: Eukaryota; Metazoa; Rotifera; Eurotatoria; Philodinida; Philodinidae. The record is from the annotation of a GenBank genome assembly.